Molecule: messenger RNA, 4606 nt
Organism: Oncorhynchus masou masou (cherry salmon)
Lineage: Eukaryota; Metazoa; Chordata; Actinopteri; Salmoniformes; Salmonidae
Product: guanine deaminase-like
Exons: 14
Coding region: 547-1908 (453 amino acids)
Biological process (GO): guanine catabolic process
Cellular component (GO): cytosol
Molecular function (GO): guanine deaminase activity; zinc ion binding
Source: RefSeq, a predicted model, not a curated record
GAAAUUGAGCUGCAGUUCCGAAGUAGAGACACUGACUAUUCAUAGUAUGUUGAAGUAUUCUAGUAAAAUAACCCUUUUGGACCACACUAUCUGCCACAUUGAAGAACUCUGGGUCAAGUGAGUCAUCACUUCUACAUCUAAUCAGCAAUCAUAGGAUUCAUUCAUGCUGCUUAGAUGCCAGGUCAGGGUUACAUACAUUUUCUGUCAUGGUCUCUGGACCCCCUGAAGUAGCCUUUGCCACCCCAUGUAUAAAACUCUAGUUCUGCCUGUGUCUAAGUAGUGAAAACUAUCAUACGGUAUGAAAGUGAACAAUGCGCCAUUGCUGAGCAAUGCUUCAAAAUCUAUUUUUACAACACUGUAGGCUAAUAAAAUUCCUGCUAUGGCUGUCCCAUGCGGGCGCACGCUACGCUUGUGGCCAGUCGCACUGUCGGCAGGUGGAGUCUCUUCUUGGUGCGCACUGAUUAACCUCCCACUAUCCUUGCCGAGGAUAAAAAUGUGACAAGAUUCAUUUUCAGUAUCAAACCCUGCUGUUGUAACAUUCUAGAUAUGACUAGCUCCAACAAAUCCGCUGUGGACAUUGCGCACGUCUACAGGGGGACGUUUGUGCACUCCACCGAUCACACAGCCGUGGAAAUUCUGGAGGAUAGGCUUCUGGGAGUGGACACAGAGGGGAAGAUUGCCUUCAUUGGGAGUGGGCAGGAAGUUGACAGUCUGUCAAAGAAGUGGGGGUUUGAGGCCUUGGCUGUUACACAGCUUGGACAGCAUGAGUUCUUCAUGCCAGGGAUGGUGGACACCCACAUCCACGCGUCUCAGUACAGCUAUGCAGGCACAGCCCUGGACCUGCCCCUGCUACAGUGGCUCAACACGUACACCUUCCCAGUGGAGGCCUGCUACAAAGACUUGGAGUUCGCCCGCAACGUCUACACCCAUGUCGUGAAAAGAACCCUGAGAAACGGUACCACUACGGCUUGUUACUUUGCCACCAUACACACCGACGCUUCUCUCCUGCUGGGCCAAAUCGCAAAUGAUUUUGGACAGCGUGCUCUUGUGGGCAAGGUGUGUAUGGAUACAAACAACUUUGUCCCACAUUACAGAGAGACGCCAGACGAGUCCCAUGACGAAACCAACAGGUUCAUUAGUGAGAUGUUGAAGAAGAAGUACCCCCUUGUAAUGCCAGUGGUGACCCCGCGCUUCGCCCUGUCUUGCUCUACUGCCCUGCUGGGUCACCUGGGAGAGAUCGCCAAGAAUAACCACCUUCACAUCCAGAGUCACAUCAGUGAGACGAAGGAGGAGGUGAAGCUAGUGAAGGAACUGUUCCCAGACUAUGACUCCUACACAGACGUCUACCACAAACACAACCUUCUCACUGACAAGACUGUGAUGGCUCACGGUUGUCACCUAACCGAUGAAGAGCUGAAGCUGUUCAGAGAGAAAGGGGCGUCCGUCGCUCACUGUGCCAAUUCCAACAUCUCGUUGUGCAGUGGUAUGCUAGAUGCCCGCAGGGUUCUGAACCACAAAGUAAAGCUGGGGCUGGGCACAGAUGUGGCAGGAGGCUACUCUCCCUCUAUGCUGGAUGCUGUGCGGAGAACGUUGGAUACCUCUAAAGCCUUGACCAUCCAGGACCCCCAGUACCAAACGCUCACCUUCGAGGAGGUCUUCAGACUGGCCACACUGGGAGGCAGCCAAGCCCUGUCCCUGGAUGAGCAUACGGGAAACUUUCAGGUAGGGAAAGACUUUGAUGCUCUGCGGGUGAACACGGCCAUAGCAGGAGGACCAAUUGAUCUCAUCAACCACGGAGAGGGGCCUAAGGUGCUCCUGGAGAAGUUCUUGAAUUUGGGGGAUGAUCGGAACAUUGCGGAGGUGUACGUGGCAGGGAAGAGAGUGGUUCCAUUCGUGGAAACAACAUAGACAUAGGUUUGGUUGCUGGAUUGUUGUCAUCUUGUUACCAUCUGUCUGAACCCUCUACCAGUUUACCUGACUGCUGUUGUAACAGGACAGGAGGUGAUGAGGAAAAUGUAUUCAACGAGAGGGAUUAUUACUCUAUAUACAGUGUGUGUGUUUUCAAUCAUCUAGUGUAAUUACAUACAGUUAAAUUCAAUGGAUGAUAUUGCUGCUCAUCGUGAAGUUCAGCGUGAAUCCUAUGUUGUCAUACUUAUGUCGUAACCCAAAGAACGUCAUUGUCUGUUGUUUUUGUUAUUUCAAAGUCGAGGGAAAUGUGUGUGUUCAUGAAUGUAGGUUUAUUCAAUUCAAUUAACUUUUAUUUCCUGAGAGGGAACUUCACCUAUGGUGACGGCUUGAUAUUAACAAGAUAUAUAACAACACAGCAACAUAGAACACGAAAACAUGUGCAGUAUAAUAGAUUAGAUGCAAUCAUAGGCCAUAUACAAACACACAUAAAAAUGUCAAGGGUUGAAGAGUUUGAUGGAUGAUGGCACAAAACUAGAAGCUGCUCUCUUAGACUUUGUAUGCCAGAGAUCUAUGUCUCUGCGCCAGGAGGGAAAGGGAGUUGUACUGGUCCAAGACUUAUCUCCGUUUUUUUUUCGAGAGUUUUCACACCUGGAGGCAAAGGUUUUAACACAUUAUUGAUAGUGGUUCCAUGAUAAAGUGUAGGGUUAUAUGAAAAUAUAGAGUCUGAACACUGCAAACAGCAUAGCUUUAAAAUUAUUUUGUUAAAGCAAACAUUCCUCCAAGCCAGAUAUUUUCCCCGUCUCACUCGCACACAGAUCUACUGCACUGUAGACCCAUCUGUGUGUGACAGAUGACGAGCUAGAAGUGACCAUGUCCAUUUGACAGCCUACCAUAGCACAAUGUGGGAUGUCUGUCAUAGACAGGUCCACUAUAAAGACUACAGAGAUUCGAGUUUCUGGUCCACAGCAAACACACCCCAUUAUUUGUCAUAAUUGUCAGCUGUGUUUAAUUUGAGCUGCUGGAACGGGAGUGUUACCUUCCUUCUUCAAGAGGUCACCAAUGAACCAAGAGCAACACACACAACCGUUUUGGGACUGUUUCGUUCUGGAACCUAUUUAGCUGGAUCGCAAUAAUUAAAAUAGAGAAUGUCAAAGUAGCCUGUCAUUACGAUCAUUUAUGCGGUAUUAAAACAGAUUCUGCCAAAGUCUCCAGUUGUGUAAAAUGACUGAGGUAACGUUUCAAGUUGGAUAUUCAACAGAUAUUUGCGCUUUCAAACCUCAAUAGCUUUCAAACCACUUGAGCCACAGAUUCCAAAUAAGUGUCAUGAUGUUGGAAAAAUUGCACACAUUGCGCAGGUCUUAUUUUCACGAUUUGGACAUUUUAAUUUGUUUUCCAAAGCUAAAAAAAACGUGGAAAUGUGAGAAGGAUUUUGUAUUCCUAGUUGAGUGAGUUAGGGCGUGUAAACAGUUUACAUUUGAAUUUCAAUAGCUCUUUGGUCAUGUGACCUACUUGACUCAAACAAGGUUCAGAUUGUCCACUGACUACCCUUCUAUAUUGCACAUCCUUUGGUUGGUUCAUUUUCAUCUCACACGUGGACAUUCUGAAGUUCGUUUGAGUCCAGUAGGUCACAUGACCAAGGAGCUAUUGAAAUUCAAAUGUGAACUGUUUACACUCCCUAACUAACUCAACUAGGAAUACAAAAUCCUGCUCACAUUUCCACGUUUUUUUUUGUUUUAGCUUUGGAAAACAAAUUUAAAAUGUCCAAAUCACCCCUUAGUUUGUCCAUUUUCAUCUCUCUUGAUUUUACAUUAAUUUUUUAGAAUUUAAAACUUCAAUAGCUCCUUGGUCAUGUGACCUACUGGACUCAAACGAACUUCAGAAUGUCCACAGACUAGCCUUGUAUAUUGCACACUCUUGUUUGUGUACUGUAAAAUCACGCAGUGUAAUGUACAUUAUACAUAACUACAUAAUUGGUAGUUCUAAGUACUUAUUUUCCCUGUUUUUUAUUUUGCCACAGUAUUUAACAGCGGUACACAAUAGGAGAGAGACGGAUAAUAUCUAUUUAACAGCGGUACACAAUAGGAGAGAGACGGAUAAUAUCUCCUUUCAUCGUUAAUAUCAACCAUAAAGGAAAAUGGCAAAGUACGAGAGUCAUUGUCCAAAGCAGGAAUGUAGAGUGAGCUAUUGAGGUAGGCUGCAGUGGGUUUGCUGGGCAAUACAUAUAUAUACUGAACAUGUAACCACAGUAAUGGUGGCCAGAAAAUCAAUGAAUAAAAAUGUUAUAUUGACAAAUUAAACAAAGUGUAGAUCUUUAAUCUUCUCCAACAUGUCAAGAGGCACUUUACUUCACAUAAGUACAAAACAUUUCACAGUGUUAACUGUCACUUUAUCCCUGGUUGAUGUACAUUUCAGAGCCUCUUCAGUGUGGAUUGGGUAUAGCAUACAUUUUCAACAACAAAGACAGUUUGUGUUCUUUACUCUGUUGAACUCUUGUCUUCAUUCCUAGUUUCAGCACGUGGAACCAACGUUGGCAUGCAAAACAUUCAAUCUAAAACAAAACAAAGCGUAACACGUUAUAAAUAAUAUCAAAUAUCAACGCAGUACGACGAAUUAGCCAUCCAUUGUGUUAUAUCAUAAAUUGUCUUACAUGCCACCACUGUUGUCAGAAACAUGUUAAAUAAAGUUACUAACCCAGUCA